AUAUUUCUCCUCCCUGGCUUGACAAUCUCAGGCACUCAAGUCACUCAUCCCUCCAUCUUCUUUCUAGGAAGUGAUAUCAACCACCGGCCAAGAUGUCAGAUAAAAAGAUGUCAUCGAGCCGCAAGCAACAUCUGAAGAGCUUGAUGCUCCAGAUUGCCCAGGGGCUCAUAGAGGCUGAGGCCAUCCAGGCAGAGGAGGAGAAGAACAGGUACAUGGAUGAGAAUGUCCCCUCCCUCUCCAUCCCUGGACACAUGCAGGAACUCCAGAUUGAGGACCUGAAGAUAAAAGUACAGGACCUGAAGGGCAAGUUCAAGAAGCCCGUCCUGAAGAAAGUGCUGAUGCUAUGCUCCAGGCUCUGCUGGGCUCCAAACACAAGGUGUCCAUGGAUCUGAGGGCCAACCUGAAACAAGUCAAGAAGGAGGUCAAGGAGGAGGUGAAAGAUACAGCUGACUGGCGUAAGAACAUUGAGGACAAGGCUGGCAUGGAUGGCAGAAAGAAGAUGUUUGAGUCUGACCCUUAAACAAGUCCCCCAAUGUCUGUAUUUGUGUUCGUAUGUCUCAUCGACUGAUAACAUCCUCCAUUUUUAAUCUAAAGGGCAGCUCACUUAAAAA
Molecule: messenger RNA, 611 nt
Organism: Coregonus clupeaformis (lake whitefish)
Lineage: Eukaryota; Metazoa; Chordata; Actinopteri; Salmoniformes; Salmonidae
Product: troponin I, fast skeletal muscle-like
Exons: 6
Coding region: 93-392 (99 amino acids)
Biological process (GO): muscle contraction
Cellular component (GO): troponin complex
Source: RefSeq, a predicted model, not a curated record